This is a messenger RNA of Anolis sagrei ordinatus, 1490 nucleotides long. RefSeq names its product atypical chemokine receptor 1 (Duffy blood group) (gene ACKR1). Gene Ontology annotation, cellular component: membrane. Gene Ontology annotation, biological process: inflammatory response; chemokine-mediated signaling pathway. Gene Ontology annotation, molecular function: chemokine binding. NCBI's taxonomy places the organism in Eukaryota, Metazoa, Chordata, Lepidosauria, Squamata, Anolidae. The record is from RefSeq and is a predicted model, not a curated record.
UCUGUAAGAUCCAGGAAGGACAAGUCACCUACUUCCUACCUUUUGUAACUGAAAGGAGAAAAUACGUGCAUAUUUCUUGUUUUUCUUUCCCUCGUGGAAAAAAAAUCUACUCCACCCUGCAACUUCUCUUAUCUUAUAAGAACAUUCAGCACUUAUUGCAGUCAUUGGAUCGAGGAGCGCACACCGCACAUACUUCCAACCACGUUGCGCCACCUGGAACUGAAGCUAUGGGCAACUGCAUCCAUGCGAAUAAGAGCCAGGUCACAACGCUGGACUUUGAAGAAUUCGAAGACUUGUUGGCCAACUUUACCAGUAACUACACCUAUGAUGAGUAUCCAUCCUACAAUGGUAUCCUUCCUGAGCCGUGCCAGUUCACUUACUGCCUCAAUUUCCUCAGCAGCAUCUUAGCAUUGCUGGUGGUCAUCAGCCUUUUGGGCUUAGUCUCCAGCUUGGCCCUUGGCCUAUCCUUGGCCAAGAGUCCCAUCAUGUGGAAGGAGCGCCAUCCAAGAAAGUAUCAGCUCUUCUUAAUGUCGGCAGCCACCGGUCUCUUUGCCGCCACCUUGCCAUUCUUUGCCGUGGGGAUCAAGCAUGGGUGGGUCUUUGGUCCCCAUUUCUGCCAGGUGGCCCGUGCCUUGAAGUUUGGCUGCCUCUUUGCACAAGGGUUGAUGGUGGCCGGUAGUGCAUGUCACAUGCCUUCGGCCAUUCCUCACUCCAUCUUCCUCACCGUACUCUGGCUCCUGGGAUUCCUGUGUGCGACGCCCGCGAUUGUCAUUAGCAGCCCUGGCGAUGACUGCUUCUCAAGCUUGGAACCAGAUCUCCAGCCGUGGUCUCUGGCUCACAUCCUGGUCUCUCUGGCUACUUUUGUCAUCCUCCCACUGGCGAUGCUGGUGACCAAAGUGGCUCUGAAGUGGCAUGGAGAAAGCAAGUGUAUACAACUGGACCUGGGCUGGCUUUUUUACCUUUUCUGGUCACCCUAUGGAGUAGUCCUGCUCCUGGACAAAUUACUACAGGAUGGGUUGCUAACGUCUACUUGCCGUUUCCGAGAACAUCUUGACUACUUUCUGGGGUUAUCAGAAGGAUUUGGCAUCCUGCAUUGUUUCUUGUUGCCCCUGUUAAUUCUGGUUUCGGGCAUCUGUCGCCGACGAAUCAGCAAAGCAGGAGUACCCUAAAUCAGUGGUUCUCAACCUUCUGAAUGCCACAACAGCUUAAUACUAGGCUUGGGCGAUCCAGUUCGUUAAUUUCGUAAUUUGUUAUUAAUUCGUAUUUAAAUUAGCUUACGAUCCAAUAUCGAACCAUGCAGGAAUAGUGUGAGGAGUAAUUAAGAAUCGAAACAAUGUUUCCAAUUUUCGUAAUUAUUUCGUAAUUAUUUCGUAAUUAUUUCGUAAUUAUUUUCGUAUGUCUGGUGCAAGUUUUACAAUCUCGCAUUUACCCCACUUCCGGUCCCUUUGCUCUGCUGCUUCCCUCCUCUUUCCUCAUGCUUCUUCUUGCCU